AUGAGUUCCUUGAAGCAAUUCAUCCGCAACGUUAGAGCCGCCAAGACCAUUGCCGACGAACGAGCUGUCAUCCAGAAGGAAAGCGCUUCUAUUCGAGCAAGUUUCAGGGAAGAGAGUGGCGAUCAUAGCGUGAGAAGGAACAAUGUCGCCAAGCUCCUCUACCUCUUCACCCUCGGCGAGCGAACUCAUUUCGGUCAGAUUGAGUGUCUGAAGCUGCUGGCCUCUCCGCGAUUCGCAGAUAAGCGCCUGGGUCAUUUGGCAACCAGUUUGCUACUUGACGAGAAUCAGGAGGUGUUGACACUGGUCACAAACUCGCUCAAAAAUGACCUCUCCCACUCGAACCAAUAUGUCGUCGGCCUGGCCCUCUGCACCCUCGGCAACAUUGCAUCUAUCGAAAUGUCCAGAGAUCUAUUCGCCGAAGUUGAGGCUUGUAUUAACACGUCGAACCCCUAUAUUCGGAGGAAAGCCGCCCUUUGCGCCAUGCGUAUAUGCCGGAAGGUCCCCGACCUCCAGGAGCACUUCGUCGACAAGGCCCACCAGCUCCUGUCCGACCGGAAUCAUGGUGUCUUGCUUUGCGGUCUGACUCUGGUCACCAGCUUGUGCGAGGCCGACGAGGAAGAAGGUGGGGAGGAAGGGAUUGUCGAAAAGUUCAAGUCCUUCGUGCCGGGCCUUGUCAGGACCCUGAAGGGCUUGGCAACAUCCGGCUAUGCCCCCGAACACGACGUGACGGGCAUCACCGACCCUUUCGUCCAAGUCAAGAUUCUGCGUCUGCUGAGGGUGCUGGCUAUGGGAGACGCGCAGGUCACCGAGCAAAUCAACGAUAUUCUGGCUCAGGUUGCGACGAACACGGACUCGUCAAAGAAUGUGGGAAACUCUAUCCUGUACGAGGCUGUGCUCACGAUUCUGGACAUCGAGGCCGACUCUGGUUUGCGCGUCCUUGGAGUCAACAUCCUGGGCAAGUUCUUGUCCAACCGCGAUAACAACAUCCGCUACGUCGCUCUCAAUACUCUCAUCAAAGUCGUGGCCAUCGAGCCGAAUGCCGUCCAGAGGCAUCGCAACACGAUUCUCGAGUGUUUGAGAGACCCCGAUAUCAGCAUCAGGAGGCGCGCUUUAGAGCUAAGCUUCACCCUUAUUAACGAGAGCAACGUCCGGGUUCUUAUCCGGGAGCUGCUCGCCUUCCUCGAGGUCGCCGACAACGAGUUUAAGCCCACAAUGACCAGUCAAAUAGGCAUCGCUGCGGAUAAGUUUGCACCCAACAAGCGCUGGCACGUCGAUACUAUGCUUCGGGUACUCACUCUCGCCGGUAACUACGUCAAGGAGCCCAUCAUGUCCUCCUUCAUCCGAUUAGUCGCCACCGCGCCCGAACUGCAGACGUACGCGGUUCAGAAGCUCUAUACGAAUCUGAAAAAGGACAUCACCCAAGAGAGUUUGACGCAAGCCGGAGCAUGGUGCAUUGGCGAGUACGGGGACGCUCUGCUGAGAGGAGGUCAGUAUGAGGAGGAGGAGCUCGUGCAGGAGGUGAAGGAGCAUGAAAUCAUUGAUCUCUUCUCGACCAUCUUGAACAGCAACUACGCCACCCAGGUAUCGACCGAGUAUAUCGUCACGGCCCUCGUCAAGCUCACAACGAGACUGUCCGACUCGACGCAGAUCGUAAGAGUUCGCCAGCUGUUGGAGAUUCACCAAACGAGUUUGGACGUUGAGGUGCAGCAAAGAGCCGUGGAGUACAGCAACCUCUUUUCGUAUGACCAGAUCCGCAACGGCGUCUUGGAGAAGAUGCCGCCUCCUCAGAUCAAGGAGGAGUCGCGCGUGCUGGGCCCCGCAACGACCAAAAAGUCUGCAAAGGCUGCGAACAGGAGAUCCCGCGUUGUCAAGCCCACUGAGCAGGAUCUCCUAUUCGAUCUCAUGGACACUCCUCCCACAACUACACCUGCUCCUGGCGGUGCCUCCAACACCGAUCUGCUUGCCGACAUUUUGGGCGGCACAUCGUCACCUCCUACUUCCGCCUCUCCCCAGCCGCAACAAUCCAAUGUUGCGUCGAUAAUGGACCUUUUCUCUCCAGGCCCUGCUCAGCCAGCGGCCUCCCCUGCCCCCGUCGCAGGCGGCGGCUCAAACAUGGACCUGAUGUCCUCAAUGGCUGCCGCAACCCCUCCACCCCAGCCGCAAGCUGCUCCGCAGGCACCGGCAGGUCUACCAGUCUACGACAACAAUGGGCUCAACGUCAGCUUCCAGGUUCAGCGCAAUGCCGAGGGUCUUGUCCAGGCCAUUGCGCGGUUCCGAAACUCGGGUGCUGGUCCUUUGUCAAACGUGGGACUGCAAGCAGCCGUUCCUAAGACGCAGAAGCUGCAGCUCAUGAGCAUCUCCAGUACGGAGGUCGGCCCGGGUGCUGAGGCCACCCAGAAAAUGAUUGUCUCUGGGGCCAAGGGACCAUUGCGUUUACGCUUGAGGAUUGGCUAUGCGCACCCAUCAGCCGGAGAAGUGAUGGACCAGGUGAACUGGACCGAACCAUCUUGA
Molecule: messenger RNA, 2511 nt
Organism: Colletotrichum chrysophilum
Lineage: Eukaryota; Fungi; Ascomycota; Sordariomycetes; Glomerellales; Glomerellaceae
Exons: 5
Coding region: 1-2511 (836 amino acids)
Biological process (GO): receptor-mediated endocytosis; intracellular protein transport; Golgi to vacuole transport
Cellular component (GO): Golgi apparatus; membrane coat; AP-1 adaptor complex
Molecular function (GO): clathrin-cargo adaptor activity
Source: RefSeq, a predicted model, not a curated record